CGGUGGUGGUGGUGUUGUUAUUGAGAGACAAACAUGGCGCAGGUGGACUAGUGUUGCUGACGAUUUGGAAUAAUACAGCCAGGCGGAUAUAUUUAUUUGUUUCAUUUUUUUUUUUGGAAAAGCUCGAUCUUGUGCCAUGCAAGGGUGAAAUGGUCUCAAUCUUGAAUUGGAUCACUUCUACAGCUUCGUUGAUGACUAAAAGGCGACCAGGACGCACGAAUACAUUCAACGCCAUUCAUAAACAUUUCUAUAGGACUUCAAACCCCUGAGUGUUGUCGGAUUAUUUGAAACGAUUUGUUACGGCUUACAGCAAAAGCAUGGCCAGUAAAAUGAAAAUGAGCAGUGCUUUACCUAAAGGCGUGGAUAGAUUAAAAGAGGAACACAGAAAGGUGGUGAAAGACUGUCAAAGUCAAAUUACACACUGGAAAAAAGUGGAGAGUGAUUAUAAAAGUCUACAGGAGCGCCUUAGCACGUUGCCUGAUAAGCUGUCCUAUGAUAUUAUGGUACCAUUUGGCUCUUUGGCUUUCAUGCCUGGGAAGCUGGUUCACACCAAUGAGCUCACGGUUCUCCUUGGAGAUAACUGGUUCGCAAAGUGUUCGACUAAGCAGGCCCAGACACUUGUAGAACACAGAAAGAAACAUGUAAGGAAUAAACUGGAUGAUUUGCACAACGUGGUGAAGAGCUUUCAAGACAGAGCUGGCUUCACAGAAGAUCUUGAAAAGAUGACCUGUCAUGGAGAAGAUUUUGUUGAUAUCAGAGAAGAAGUGGGAAAACAGGAAGCAGUUAACAAAGGUAAACAUCGUGUGGCCCACAAACCCAACUCCAAGCCUAAGGAGGAGUAUGUGGUGCAGCUGGAGGAGGAGGAAGAGGAGGAGGAGGAAGAGGGGAAAGAUGGAGGAAAUAGUAGAGGAGUGCUUACUGAGGAGGAGCUGUGGGCACGGCUGGAUGAGCUGGAGCGGCUGGAGGAGGAGCAGGAUGAGAGAGACAGAUUGGACAGCACAGAUACUAAUGGUGAAGACACAACUUCCUCUUCAUCAGAGGAAGAGAAGGAGGCAGAUGCUGGCACUGAGGUCCAAGUUAAUGGCCAUGAGCCACACAGGGACUGUGCUCCUGCCACUCACACAAGCCAAGUCAAUGGCAUCAAACCGCAGCUUGAUGAAGAGGAGCGAGAAGAGGAAGAAGAUGAGGAGAAUGGCAAUACUUUGCCAACUAUCUACUUCAGUCAUACAGUAGAGCCCAAAAAAGUGCGAAUAAACACAGGAAAGAACACUACUCUAAAGUUCAGCGAGAGGAAAGAGCAGAAAGAGCAGGCCAAACGCAAAAAGAAGAACGGCAAAUGCAAUGGCCAUGCUGUUCAUGAGCAUCAUAAAAUCAUAACUCCUGCUGAUAUCUACAGGGUAUUUGUGGAUGUAGUAAAUGGUGAGCCUGUCCCAAGGAAAUCCAUCCUGAAGUCUCGCAGUCGUGAGAAUAGUGUGUGCAGUGACACCAGUGAAAGCAGCACAGCAGAUUUUGAGGAGCGCCGUGCUUUUGUUAACCGCUCACACAGCCACGACGACGCCACCCACAGUGACACCAGCGAUGGUAUUACUGAAGAGGACAGCCCAACUGGAAUAAGUCUUUAUCCUAAUGGACGCUUUGAGGCUUUUUCAGGGACUGUGAUUGAGAAAGAUCCACUGCCCUCAAUGAUCCCACACCUGACGAUCACCCCUCCUGCGUUACCUACAAUCCUUGAAAGAAAGCAAGAAGAGGUGGCCUCAGAAGUGCCCCUAGAUCCACCCAAAAGGGUGUCAAAGUUCAAAGCUGCCCGGCUGCAGCAGAAAUAAGACUCGAGAUGUAAUGGUUGUUUUCUUUCUUUCUUUUUUUUAAAAAACACCUUUUGUAUGACAGUAAUAAUUGGUGGUCUUGCACACCUCUGUUCUGCCUUUCUUCUCUUUGUUUCAGUUUUUCAGCUGCUGUUCUUGCUGUCUUUCUCAAGCCAGUUCAGACUACUUUCAUCGAAAAUACAUUAUGUGCUAUGCAUUUUCUAAACAUCUGCUUUAUUCUGUCUUGCCCUAAGAGUAGGAGGUGCAACUCUGCACAAACAUGUUCAGCCUCUCUGCUCUGCCUAACUGGCCAGGCACUAUUUUGGGCCAGGCUGCAUAUCCCAUCUCUUUCAUGUAUACCUACUACCUUCACUUUGUGUGUUCCUCUAGGCUACAUCUCUGUGAAUAUAUAAAAGUACCAUUAGAAAUCUCCUGUGAUGCACACACAUAUGGCAGGUUCUUGCCCUUGUGAUUUACUAGCUGCUCUGGUGACCUGUCUAAUAGAGGUGUUUUGUACCAUAAGUAUCUCAACCUGUGAACAGUCUGCUUUAACUUCUUAAUCUUUCUAUAUCUUCGAUAUUGAGAUUAUUUUGCUGUGUCUCCAGUCUUUGGGUGUAGAUCAGCAUUUUGUGAUUGAAUACAAAUGUUAACCAGAAAAUAAAUGAUUUUGCCUAUA
Hemibagrus wyckioides is the source of this 2478-nucleotide messenger RNA. RefSeq names its product URI1 prefoldin like chaperone (gene uri1). NCBI's taxonomy places the organism in Eukaryota, Metazoa, Chordata, Actinopteri, Siluriformes, Bagridae. The record is from RefSeq and is a predicted model, not a curated record. Gene Ontology annotation, molecular function: transcription corepressor activity; phosphatase inhibitor activity; chromatin binding. Gene Ontology annotation, biological process: negative regulation of phosphatase activity; negative regulation of transcription by RNA polymerase II. Bases 318 to 1823 code for a protein of 501 amino acids. The transcript has 11 exons.